Messenger RNA from Cooperia oncophora, 213 nucleotides. NCBI's taxonomy places the organism in Eukaryota, Metazoa, Nematoda, Chromadorea, Rhabditida, Trichostrongylidae. The record is from the annotation of a GenBank genome assembly.
AUGGAUAAAACCGCAUGCGUCAUAUUCGUCAUAGGUGAAGGCUAUCACUCCGGAUCAGUCCAGGAUGAGUUGCGAAAACGCAACGAUAUUCUGCAAGUUAACGUUCCCGAUUCAUAUUCUAACCUAGUUUAUAAGGUGGUCGCGGCUCCCGUGGAAUUGCAGCCAUACUAUCCCGGACAAAUUUUGUGCUCAAAGUGGAUCUGGACAGUGUAG